AUGGCGGUUUAUGUCAUUUGUGGUAAACAUAAUCAUGCGUUGGACACCAAGCAACAAGGUCAUCCAAUUGUAGGUCGACUUAAGCCGGAGGAGAAAGAAAUUAUUUCAAAAAUGUCAAUAAUCAAAGUUUCACCAAGAAACAUACUUGCAGAUUUGAAACAUAAGAGAUCACAAAAUGUGUCAAAUAUCAAGUACAUAUGGUGUGAUGAUAAAGUAAGUGUCCGUGACAUUUUUUGGACCCAUACAGAAAGUAUCAAGUUAUCCAACACAUAUCCAACUGUCCUUAUAAUUGAUUCAACGUACAAGACCAACAAGUAUAGGCUUCCUCUUCUAGAAAUUGUUGGUGUCACUUCUACGGAGAAAACAUUUUCGGUGUGA
Messenger RNA from Vicia villosa (hairy vetch), 378 nucleotides. RefSeq lists its product as uncharacterized. The transcript has 2 exons. NCBI's taxonomy places the organism in Eukaryota, Viridiplantae, Streptophyta, Magnoliopsida, Fabales, Fabaceae. The coding region runs from base 1 to 378 and encodes 125 amino acids. The record is from RefSeq and is a predicted model, not a curated record.